Molecule: messenger RNA, 3019 nt
Organism: Mytilus californianus (California mussel)
Lineage: Eukaryota; Metazoa; Mollusca; Bivalvia; Mytilida; Mytilidae
Product: cerebral cavernous malformations protein 2 homolog
Exons: 13
Coding region: 90-1163 (357 amino acids)
Source: RefSeq, a predicted model, not a curated record
GUUGUCUUUGGAAGUCAACAAAAAAAAAAGUAGAAAAAAACUGAACUCUGGUUUUACUAGAUCAGGAUCAAGAUGCAACAGUCAGAGCAAUGGAUAGGUUGGAGUUUAAAGAAAGAAAGUUGAUGUCACUAUCAAGAGAAACCAAACAACAAAAAGUGUCUGACCCAUCACCUGAUUAUCUGAUGGGUGAUCUAUUGAUGAAGAAAGAUUAUAUAGAAAGUGAUGUGUGGUAUGCUGGCCUUAUACCGGGUGUUCCUGUAGAAGUAGAUGUGACUAACAGAACUGAUGUAUUACGAAUCAUCGAUCGUGGCAAGAAAGAAGAGUUAGUUCCCCUGCAGCUUUCGCAAGAUCCUGAUGCUGUUUUCAGUCUCAGUAAAAGCAAUAUUAGGAUCCACAAACAAGAUUAUGAGACCCUUGAUAUUCCUAUCCAUGUUAUAGCAGCUGUAUGUUAUAUUAAAGAUGAUGGUCUUCACACUCUAGCUAUUAAAUAUGGAAUUCCUGACAAAUGUGAUUUGGCAGUACUGUACUGUAAAAAUCAGGCUCAGGCAGACACUAUUUGCGCUGCUGUAGGCCAGUGUUUCCAGCGGGCUUACCAGGAGGCCACUAUUGAAUUACUACAGGAAACCAUCAGGCAAGCUGAAAAAGACAGAUCUUCUAUAGCAUCUUCAGAAGGUUCUAGUACUACUAUUAAUGAUCUUAAUCAGCAUUCAUUUUUAUCCACAUCAGAUCAAGAAGAAACUAAACCAAGAAAACACAGGACUCGCAGUGUUGGAGAAAAAAGUGAGACAAGUAGUAUUGGUCAUCAUGCAUUACUGGUUAAGGAAUAUAUGAACAAGCUUCCAAAUAUUUUUACAAAUUAUGAUGAGUUGAAGCAGUUUGGUACUUUGUUUCAAGCCUUGAAUGAUCCUUUGAAUACAGACAUCUCAGAUAUAUGUGAUAAAAUGUUUAAACUGUAUGGACCAAAGAGAGAACAUCUUAUGACAGAGUUAUGUCCCUUUAUUCCCAGUAAGCACUACCAAUACUUUGAGAGAUUUUUGAAGGACAAAAGUUUAAGUGUAUCAGAGAAUGGCCACAGCACCAUGUCAAGUAGUCACAGUUAUAACAGAAUAUACACGAAACAUAACUACAGCGAAGGCGGUCUCAGAGUGAUGUAUCAACAAUGAAUGCCAGUGAUCUUGACCAUGUGUUGGAACGUUUAUCUGUAGAAUUGGAGAAAAUGGACGCUAGUGUUGGCGAUGUAAAUAAUUCCUAUAUUUAUACUAACAACAGUGAUACAUGACAGUUCUUCCUGAAUAAUGGCAUAUUGAUUGAUAUGCAAUGCUUUAUUUAUUUCAUGGAUUUAGGAUCAUGUUAAUUUGGAGAAAAUUUUUAUGUUAUUUUUCUUAAAUUUAUGGUUAUAUUGUAUGAACAAAAAUGUAGUAUUAAUUAUGAACUGUUGUCACAUGAUGAAGGCAAGAAUUUCAUUACAUAAUAAAAGUGUAAGUGAGUAUUUAAUAUUAGCAAUAGAAUAAAAAGAAGCUUACACUAGAAAUAUUGUGGCUAUUUUCAGAUAGGAAUAUAAAACUGUAAAUAGUGUUAAAACAAUAGUGUAUCUAAAUUUCAUAAGAAGGGGUAAUGUAGAUUCUACUUCAUAUUUUUAUUAUAUUUUUAUCAUAUUUAGUAUAAGUAAAACAGGAUAAAAAUGUUAACGGAAUAUUUUGCUCCCCGCUGUUGCUCAUUUAGAAACCAAAAAUUUCUUAAGAAGGGGAAUAACCCAUAUAAAACCAUAAUUAGUCAAAUAAAUGCAUUUGGCAAUAGCGCUCUGGAAAGGUGUAUUUCAACACAUUACAUAACUUCAAUUAUAAUAUUUUGUUAGUAUUUAAAAUGAUUUGAUAUUUACAAUGAUUUUAAACACAUUUAGGCCUGCUUUGUUUAUUAGCAUGUAGGAUUGAGAUAAUAUGAGUUAUGAUCAAAUAAAAUUAAUCAAGCACAAAAAAGUGAUAGUUUUCAUAUCACUGUAUCAAGAAAUGUCAGUUUCUUCUGUCCCCUUAAAACCUAUUUUUAUAUUUUAUACAGACUAACAAUAUAAUUUUACCAGUUAUAUUGCUUAAAAGUUGAAUAUGAUGUUUUGUUUUUCACUUCAUUAUUUAGUGGACAUUAGUUCUCCAAAAUUCAAAUUUCUUUACAUAUGCUUAUCCAGAUAUGAUCAAUGGUAUUUUUUAUCAUUAUUCACACGACUUAAAGGUUGUGAGCUGUUGGUAUUUAUCUUACCUCAUCUGUUUUAAAAAAUAACCGGUCAAUUUUAACCAAACUUACUCAUUAUCAUCAUUAAUGUGUGAAGUUGUAGCUGAAUAAAAAGAUUAGACUUCUGAGUAACUAACAGGAUCCCAUUAUCAACAUUUUGUAAUAUUUUAUAGCUAGAUAUCCUUAUGUGUGGGUAUUUUCACCAGUAGAACAACUUUUUACAUUAAUGUUCUGAAGUUAAAAACAUCUUCAAGCUCUUUAAAAUACAGAUAUGUUUUGGCAUAUAUUAAUAAUAUCUUAGGGCAUUUGACUAUAUAAUAUUUAUUUAUAUAUUAGUCCAUAUCAUCAAUAAUAUUAGAUGAAAAGCAUAGACCCUAUUUUAAAUUACUCUCCCCCUUAAAACCUUUGUAUUAAUUCAAACCAAACUUGACCUUUUUGAUCCCUUGGUCCCUGUCUCGAUUGCCAAGUGAAUGGCUCUGACUUUUGCCUUGAGACUGCAUACAAAACAUGAGCUUUAAAAUCUGCAUUGAAUUUCUGUAAAAAUCUGCAUACAUAUUACAUCUGAUUAGAGAAAAUUUCAUGAUUUUUUUCAGUUAGUUUUUUGUAUGUAUUUACACACAAUGCAAAUAUAUUUUUACUGGUUUGUUUGUUUUGAAAAGAGACUAUAAUGACCUUGGCAAUCAUACCACAUCUUCUUUUUAUAUAUAAUGAGUUUAAUACAAAGCUGAUUGUGAUAUUGUAAAUACAUGUAUCAUAUAUUAUUGUUAUGCAGUACAGCAAUAAAUUUUAUUAUGUG